Zerene cesonia (dogface butterfly) is the source of this 815-nucleotide messenger RNA. RefSeq lists its product as uncharacterized. The record is from RefSeq and is a predicted model, not a curated record. The transcript has a single exon. NCBI's taxonomy places the organism in Eukaryota, Metazoa, Arthropoda, Insecta, Lepidoptera, Pieridae. The coding region runs from base 113 to 793 and encodes 226 amino acids.
GCCAGUUGUAAAAUUAAACGAAGACAAUAAUGGCCACUUCGAUACAGAAUCUAAAAAACCUUUAAUAAAACCACAAAAGCAAUACAAAAUAAGUGAUUUAAAUAAAAUUAACAUGCCGCUACCUGAAUCAUUGUCUUCAAUUAUCACUGACGCUAAAAAGUUUACAAAUAUAGAUAUCCAUACUAAAGUCAAAGAAAUAAACCAAUCUAUCGAGAUUGAACCUUACAAGGAGGAAAUCACAUUAGUUCGAGAUGAACCAGAGACACCCGAAUUUAAUUGCGAUCUGAAAGAAUUGAAUGAUGAUAUUAAAUAUUCUCCUUAUACAGAAAUAGAUAUUGAUGACGAUGAAAAUAAUUUAAAUUUGAGUGAAGCAAUACUCAAUCCAAAAAUGUUGCUGGAAUCUCUUCAAAACGAAACAGAAGUGAUACCACCCCCGCCAGAAUUUUGUGAUGAUAUUGCGUAUUCACGGACAAACGAUAAUAAUACUAAUUACAGUGACAUGGAGUUUAAUUUUAUGAAUUCAACGGAUGAAGAAAACUUAAAUAUAUUCGCCACAGAAAAUUAUGAACAUGACCAAGCCGAUGAAGUCAUGGAUAUUAUUCCGCCAAAGGAAGUUGAAUCUUGGAAUCUUUCAACGGAAGAAGAUACAGAUUCCGUUCCCUUUAAGCCUUAUCAAUAUUCGAACAACUCACCUUGGGGUGUGCUUAGACAGAACUCUAGCCAGCGACACGAAAAAUUAAAUCGGUUUAAGUUUACAAGAAACAGUGAUUUAAAGUUGAAGAAAAGAGUGUGAUAUGGUAGUGAUGUAGCAUUGA